Messenger RNA from Callorhinchus milii (elephant shark), 3899 nucleotides. It is a transcript of the gene ctnna1, whose product is annotated as catenin (cadherin-associated protein), alpha 1. Gene Ontology annotation, molecular function: structural molecule activity; beta-catenin binding; actin filament binding. The record is from RefSeq and is a predicted model, not a curated record. NCBI's taxonomy places the organism in Eukaryota, Metazoa, Chordata, Chondrichthyes, Chimaeriformes, Callorhinchidae. The transcript is spliced from 18 exons. Bases 262 to 2979 code for a protein of 905 amino acids. Gene Ontology annotation, biological process: cell-cell adhesion; cell migration. Gene Ontology annotation, cellular component: catenin complex; adherens junction; actin cytoskeleton.
UCUCUCUCUCUCUCUCUCUCCCCCCCAUCUCCUCCUCUCCCUCUUCUGGUGACUCAGAACCGUGGGUUUAAAGAGUCCGAGAAACAAACCGACCCGAGAGCAGCAGCAGGAGAGGAGGAGUAGAAACCAGAGGCACCGAGAACCCCCUUCUCUCCACACCGAUUAUUUGUCAACCGAGCGCCGAGGGGGAGAAGCGGAGAAACAACAGUUUUUUUAAAAAAAAGAGGGACGACUUUUUUAAAAAAAAACAGGCAAGCAAAUAUGACGACUAUCAACACUCAAAAUAUUAACUUCAAAUGGGACCCCAAAAAUCUGGAGAUAAGGACUUUGGCAGUGGAGCGUCUGUUAGAACCACUGGUUACACAGGUGACAACUUUGGUUAACACCAGCAACAGAGGACCGUCUAACAAGAAGAAAGGGCGCUCUAAGAAAGCCCAUGUUUUGGCUGCAUCUGUAGAACAGGCAACACAGAAUUUCCUGGAAAAGGGUGAGAAGAUUGCUCAAGAGAGUCAGUACCUGAAAGAGGAAUUGAUAGCAGCUGUGGAAGAUGUGCGUAAGCAAGGUGAAUCAAUGAGAAGUGCUUCAUCAGAGUUUGCAGAUGAUCCUUGUUCUUCUAUGAAGCGUGGGAACAUGGUGCGGGCUGCCCGAGCUUUGCUGUCGGCUGUCACUCGUCUCCUUAUCUUGGCUGAUAUGGCGGAUGUUUACAAGCUCCUUGUACAGCUGAAAGUAGUGGAGGAAACCCUUGUUAAAGUGAGAAAUGCCAACAAUGAGCAAGAGCUUGGAAUACACUACAAAGCACUCAAACCAGAAGUGGACAAGCUGAAUCUUAUGGCAGCCAAAAGACAGCAGGAAUUGAAGGACAUCCAUCACAGGGAUCAGAUGGCUGCAGCACGAGGGGUCUUGCAGAAGAAUAUCCCUAUGCUCUACACUGCUUCGCAGGCUUGCCUCCAACACCCAGAUGUGGCUGCUUAUAAAGCUAAUCGGGAUCUGAUCUACAAGCAGCUGACGCAGGCAGUUACAGGAAUUUCAAAUGCAGCUCAAGCCACUGCAUCCGAAGAUGCCCACCUGGGACAGCAAAGUAGUGCUGGUGAACUCGCUGAUGCUUUGAACAGAUUUGAUAAACAAAUAAUUGUGGAUCCCCUGAGCUUCAGUGAGGAACGCUUCAGACCAUCUCUGGAAGAGCGACUUGAGAGCAUCAUUAGUGGGGCAGCACUAAUGGCAGACUCCUCUUGCACACGUGACGACAGACGUGAACGCAUCGUGGCUGAGUGUAAUGCAGUGAGACAGGCAUUGCAGGACUUGCUUUCUGAAUACAUGGGCAAUGCUGGUCGAAAAGAAAGAGGUGAUGCACUCAAUGCAGCAAUUGAUAAAAUGACUAAAAAGACAAGGGACCUACGCAGACAGUUGAGGAAAGCUGUGAUGGACCAUGUUUCAGACUCUUUCUUGGAGACCAAUGUUCCUCUUCUAGUUUUGAUCGAAGCAGCAAAAAAUGGUAAUGAAAAGGAAGUGAAGGAAUAUGCCCAGGUAUUCCGUGAUCAUGCAAGCAAAUUGGUUGAGGUGGCCAAUCUCGCUUGCUCAAUUUCUAAUAAUGAAGAAGGUGUGAAACUGGUUCGCAUGGCAGCCAGUCAACUUGAAAGCCUUUGCCCACAGGUUAUAAAUGCUGCCUUGGCCUUGGCUGCUAAACCUCAGAGUAAAGUGGCACAGGACAAUAUGGAUCUCUUUAAAGAACUGUGGGAGAAACAAGUGCGUGUGCUGACUGAUGCUGUAGAUGACAUUACAUCCAUUGAUGACUUCCUGUGUGUUUCAGAGAAUCACAUCCUAGAAGACGUAAAUAAAUGCGUCAUUGCGCUCCAGGAAAAAGACGUUGAUGGAUUGGACCGUACGGCUGGUGCAAUUCGAGGGCGUGCAGCACGAGUUGUUCAUGUUGUCACUUCAGAAAUGGAUAAUUAUGAACCUGGAGUUUACACUGAAAAGGUUCUAGAAGCAACCAAGUUGUUGUCUGAAACAGUUAUGCCACGAUUUUCUGAACAAGUGGAAGCUGCUGUGGAAGCACUCAGUGCCAAUCCUGCUCAGCAAGUUGACGAAAAUGAGUUCAUUGAUGCAUCCCGCCUUGUCUAUGAUGGCAUCCGUGAUAUUAGAAAAGCCGUGUUGAUGAUCAGAACUCCUGAAGAAUUGGAUGACUCAGACUUUGAGACCGAAGACUUUGACGUGCAAAGUAGAACUAGUGUCCAGACACAGGAGGAUCAGCUUAUCAAUGGGCAGAGUGCACGGGCCAUUAUGGCUCAGCUUCCCCAGGAACAGAAGGCAAAGAUUGCUGAGCAGGUAGCAAGCUUUGAAGAGGAGAAGAUCAAACUGGAUGCUGAAGUGUCUAAAUGGGAUGACAGUGGAAAUGAUAUCAUUGUCCUGGCCAAGCAGAUGUGUAUGAUCAUGAUGGAAAUGACAGAUUUCACCAGAGGAAAAGGCCCACUCAAGAAUACAUCUGACGUAAUCAGUGCAGCCAAGAAGAUUGCUGAAGCGGGUUCAAGGAUGGAUAAACUUGGACGUACAAUUGCUGAUCACUGCCCAGACUCCAGCUGUAAGCAAGACUUGCUGGCCUAUCUGCAGCGUAUUGCUUUGUACUGUCAUCAGCUGAACAUCUGCAGUAAAGUCAAAGCUGAAGUCCAGAACUUGGGUGGAGAGCUCAUUGUCUCUGGGGUGGACAGUGCAAUGUCCCUGAUCCAAGCCGCAAAGAACUUGAUGAAUGCUGUGGUGCAAACCGUAAAGGCUUCUUACGUGGCGUCCACUAAAUAUCAAAGGUCUCAAGGCAUGGCAGCACUGAACAUGCCUGCUGUGUCAUGGAAGAUGAGGGCACCAGAAAAGAAACCCUUAGUAAAGAGAGAAAAGAAUGACGAGACUCACAAAGUCAAAAGAGCAUCUCAGAAAAAGCAUGUCUCACCAGUACAGGCUCUCAGCGAGUUCAAGGCUAUGGAUAGCAUUUAAAACGAACGGCAUUUAUACAUCUUAAUACUACUGGUAAAAUAUAUCCGAGUGGCUUAUUCAAGAACUUUUUUCUAUAUCUUGCUCAAUAUUUUUAAUGAAAUUUUUGCUUUUAUUUGCUCUAUAAAUGGCGGUAAUGGGGACUUGCAGAUUUGUCUUUCACGAAAGAUUAAGUAACUUUAAUCUCCAUUCCUAGUCAGUGGUGGGAAGAUGGAAUGCAACACAGAUUAGUUUGAAUUAAAAAUGUUCAGCAUUGUGAUGAUAGGCUGGUAGUAUUAGAUCUAUAAUGUAACAAGCAAGAAUUGCAGUAGUAUUGUGGAGGAAUGUGCAGAUCCCUCCAAGUGUUCACCUCUAGAUCCUGAAGUUCUUUCAACUUAAAAUAAAAUGAAACUGCCAACUAUUCCGCAAUUGAAGAAACUGUGCAAUAAACUAAAUUUAAAUAAUUUUUUCAAUGAAAUUACGCAUUGUUUGAUAGUGAAAGGCUUUGAACUGUUUGUCACUGACUUUGUGAAGAGGCAUUGGUCUUGUAGUUUGAUUAUCUUAAGAAAAUACUUAUUUUGGUUUGAAUCUAUUUUUCAAUUUUCCCAAUCCAGAAACCUUUUUUCCCUUUCUGUUCUUGCUCUCUCUAAACCAAAAAAUCUCAUCUGUUUACACAUUUCUUGCAGUUAACAUGCUUCCUGGUUGCAGCUUAAAGAAAUAUUCAAACUCUUCUUGUACUAUGCAAUCAUGCUAUGCGUAAAAGUAAAAUGCCAUAGGUAUGAUAAUCAUUGAAAGACAAUCCUAAACUAGUCUCUGUAGAGAGCUCCUGUAUCGCACUGAGGGCUCUGUUUUUUUAAGAUCAUUAUCCUGAUUCAAAUACUUGUUGAAGCAUAAAUUUAUCUCUGUACUGGCUAUAACUCUUGAAUAAAGUUGCUGUUUUCACA